GCACAUAAUACAGUAAAUUGUAGAGUAGCACUAAAACAUUCAGCCAACAUCAUGGUAGAUAGUGAGAAUGCAUUGUUAUCCAUCAUUGAAAUCGCAACGUGCCCUGUUUGCUUCUCUCGACUGUGCAACUCACCCAGUGUCUGUGUUAAUGGCCACGCAGUCUGCUCUGAUUGUGAUGACAACCUUAGCCAGUGCCCCAUCUGUAGCGCUAGCUUCUCCCAGGAGAAACACACCAUCCUCUCACAGAUUCUUGAAGCACUACCUUUCAUCUGCGGUCAUAAGGGCUGCUCCAUUCUAACUAGAGAUUUAGUAAACCAUGAGAAAUGGUGUGGAUACAGACCUACCAAAUGUGAACGGUGUGCGUGGUCUGGUCCGGCUAAAACACUGAAAGCUCAUGUUACAAGUAAUCAUAAACUUGCAUCAAAUGACACUGACAAAACUUGUCACUUAAUAAGUAACUUUAGAAAGUCCUACGCAAGACUUCAGCAUGAUCAGGUUUUUUGGGAAAUAACAAGGAACAAUCCCAAAGAAAAGUUGUUUUCCAUACAACUUCUCUGGGUGCCCAAUGGAGAUAUAGUGGGAGAUGUGUUUCAGAUGAAAGUCAAGUUUGCAUCUAAGGAAACCUCGUAUGUUGCAAGCACCAGGAUAAAAUUUGAUCCUGAAAACAGUUUAGGCACUGAAAACUGCCUUAUUUUUCACAAAGAUAUAAUACAACACUUUGAAGACAAUGGCAGUCUAUCAUAUAAAUUGUAUCUUACAAAAGAUUGAGGUAAAAAAUGUAUACAUCUUAUGUCGAGUAUCAUUCAAUAAUUGUAAAAACUGUAAAACUCAUAAAAAUAUAUAUUUAAAAUACAUUAUUUGACCUAACUGAAGUAUGACACAGCUUGUAAUGCCUGUAUGUAAAUACUAUAGGGUUGCUAGCGAAUUUUAUGCUUGAACACAUGGAAAUAAUAAAAAAACACAAUAUAGCAGUACAAAAAUACCCUUUACUCUGAUCGUGUAAACAGUACAAAUUACCUUGUUAUAGCUUAGCUAUUAUAGUAAGAUAUUAGGAUACUGAAAUUUUAAUUUAAUUAAAGACCACUGAAAAAUUAAAUUGCCAUCCCUGCUAAAGUAUUAAUAUAUCUUAUGGCACUGUUCUAACCGAACAAGUGAUUAAACCUGUCAGGAUUAAAUUAGGAAACUUUCAGUCAUUAGUUACUUUCCACAGCGAGUCGAUCUCUUUAUUUGUUUUGUGUGAAUAAUUUAACAACAAAUACUCUAGGGUCAGGAAAAUUCCCAUAGGUAUGUAGUGCUGAAAACCCCCUAAAAAUUCACUGCUGUAUCAGAAAGGCUUGGAUCAUCUGUCUUUGAAUUCAGAAGAACAUUAAGUUUUUCUCACUAUAGACACUUUUUGUUUAAGACAGUUCUAAAACUAUAUCAUUAUAAAAAAAGCAAUAAUUAGCCAGAUGUACAUCUUUUCAUUAAAGUGCGGGUUUAAGAGUGCUGAGAGAGGUGAAGAUAUCAGGUAUGUAAGAUUCUGAAUCACCCGUCAUUAUUAGGCAGUCACGUAAAAAUUGUUUGCUUUGCUCUUUCCUUCAUCUCACAGCUCUGUCAAAAACAAUUGAAUUUUCCCAUGAAGUUCAAACAAUCUACAAUCUUGUAAGCACCUUGACCCCUGACCUACACAAUGGAGUAGCAACUAUUUAGGUUUUUUUUUUUUUAUUAAAAGGAGAGACCGAUCCCCUUUUAAGCCUUAUUCUGUCCGUCCUCAUGGGCCACUGGCCUGUGCGAGGAUCUUAUCAAACAGAAUGAGGGGGAGAGUCGAUACAGUACAAGGUUGAUGGUACUGAUAAAAAGUGCAACGGUCACAGACAGGAUUUGAACCUGCGCUAUCUCUAACUCAGACCCAAACUCCAAUGACUUAGACCCCUAGGCCAUCGGCACUCCCAUAGGUUAUUUAGGUUCACCACCCAUUUUUCACAUAAAACAAAUGAUAAUGAUAUAUUUUUGACUGUGAUUUAAUCAAGCCAUAGUCUUCUUUUUUCAUGUUUUGGCUGAUACCUUUCACCACUAGUGCCUCUUUGUGUACACUACAGCAAGUUCAUUCAACCAAUUGUGAGCAAUGCAUGUAACUUUGUUAAAAUCAGAUAAUUCUUACCAUUUCCUUACAUUUAAUCAAUUCCUCAGUGUUUUUAAUAACAGCAUACCAAAUGGAUGCAAUUAUAUUGGCUACAUGUAAAAUGAGACUUCUCCAACUGUAUAAACACAACCAUUCUUAGUAAUUAACUAUGCUAAAACAACCAGCUUUUAAUGGUAUGAAACCAUUGUGUCUUUUAUUGACAUCCACGCCCCACUGAGAUGUUUACAUAAAUUCUGUUCUGUGAUAAAAUUAAAUAUAUCUUUGAAGAUUUAAGGCUUUAUACUGUGAUUAGCCAAGGUUUCAAAACAAAUUAUGCACGAUGGUGACUCUAUCAAUACUGCCAUACUCAACAAUCCUGUCACCACUCGCCAGUAACCGUGCAAUGUCACACGGGUGACCUCACUUGAAAUAAGAGGUAUGGCCUUGAAUAUUGAAGAAUUUGUUGUUAAAUGAAUAGUCACAACAUCAAAUAAUUUUAAUAAUAAUUGUAGAUGUAAGGAAAAUGACUGAAUUCAACUCAGUAUUUUGUGACAAUGUAAAUGAUGGACAAUGAGUUUUAAAAAAAAUUUUUACAAUAAUUUACCAUGCCUCUUUAAUAGUAAUAGUUGAUAUGUUAUUUGAUUCAGUAUGGUUGGUGUUGUAAUAUCCAAUAUAUAGCAGUGUUGUCAUUAGUAAUGAAACAAUUAAAUUGUACAUACGAAUAAAAAAUAAAAAAGGUGUUUCAAAUAUGA
Messenger RNA from Homalodisca vitripennis (glassy-winged sharpshooter), 2853 nucleotides. Its product is annotated as E3 ubiquitin-protein ligase sina-like. NCBI's taxonomy places the organism in Eukaryota, Metazoa, Arthropoda, Insecta, Hemiptera, Cicadellidae. Gene Ontology annotation, molecular function: ubiquitin protein ligase activity; ubiquitin conjugating enzyme binding. The record is from RefSeq and is a predicted model, not a curated record. The transcript is spliced from 2 exons. The coding region runs from base 52 to 768 and encodes 238 amino acids. Gene Ontology annotation, cellular component: cytoplasm. Gene Ontology annotation, biological process: proteasome-mediated ubiquitin-dependent protein catabolic process; multicellular organism development.